AUGGAGUCCGGCGAUGCAGAUAUUCCUACAUACCAGCCCGUUGGUAAUGUUCAGCAAAGAUAUGCUAAGGCGGGAGGUUUCACAGCUAGGAAGGGUACUCAAUACGAGCCUCGAAAGGGUGUAAUACAUAAUAAAUGGUUCGUAUGCUCAAAAGAGGGUACUAAACCCUUAAAGGCGAUUGACUCGACUCAGGAAGCUGGUAGUUCUAAUGUUAACUCGAAGUCUAAGAUUACUCGCAGGGUUCCUUCUAUAAGGACCGGAUGUGAAGCGUGCAUUCGGGUUAAGUUAAUAACCCCGGAUAAUCUUUACGUGGUUUACUACUUCGAGGAGUCGCAUAAUCACUCAUUUGUUGUUGAAGAUGACAGGUACUUGCUUCCUGAAAACAAAUCUAUGAAUUACGUACAGGAAGAAGCCGUGAAUGCUUUGAGUGCCAUAAACGUUGGUCCAGUUAGAGCGUUUAACAUUAUGAGGACUCUUUAUGGAGGUUUCGAUAAGGUAUGCGCAACUAAAGUUGACUUCAAGAACUUCAAGAGAGACUUAAAUAGGUAUAUAGCUGAGUACGAUGCUGACAUGGUUAUCAAACGCCUAAGAAGGAAGAAGGAAUUUAUGCCCAAUUUCUCUAUGGAAUACCUUACAACUGCUGAGGGCGUCUUACGUGCGUUGUUCUGGGCCGAUGGUGAUACAAAGAGAAAUUUUAAUAUUUUUGGGGAUGUUGUGUCGUUCGAUGCUACUUAUCGUCGUAACAAGUACAAUAUGAUGUUUGUACCUUUUACCGGCGUUGACAAUCACUAUCGUAAUGUUACCUUGGGUGCUGCUAUUAUAGGGGAUGAAACUGCCGAAACAUAUAGCUGGUUGCUCAACGCAUUUCGGCAGGCGUUUGGGCGCGCACCACCUGUGAUUGUAACUGAUCAAGACCCAGCGAUGAGGAAAGCUAUUCAAGAUACUUGGCCUGAAAGUAGGCACAGGCUUUGCAUGUGGCAUAUAAUGGAGAAACUCACUACCAGGGUUUAUUAA
Messenger RNA from Helianthus annuus (common sunflower), 1014 nucleotides. RefSeq names its product protein FAR1-RELATED SEQUENCE 5-like. Lineage: Eukaryota; Viridiplantae; Streptophyta; Magnoliopsida; Asterales; Asteraceae. Gene Ontology annotation, biological process: regulation of DNA-templated transcription. The record is from RefSeq and is a predicted model, not a curated record. The coding region runs from base 1 to 1014 and encodes 337 amino acids. The transcript has 4 exons.